UAACUCGCCUCGUCGGUAAAUAGUCGUACCUGUGUGUUUCAAUGGAGAGACUAAGAUUUCGAUAAAGUAGAGACAUGGUGUUUUGUUUGUUAAAAUCAUGACAUAUCUUGAUAUCCCGUGAACAUUCGAAGAAGUUCGCCCUUUUCAUCUGGAAUACCUAGCCAUUUCUUCAUCUGUGAUUGCCUGUUAAUGCUAGAGUUGUGAAUAUUUUGGAGCAGCCAGUGGCUUUGAUACGGGAGAGCUCUUGGAUAAUUUACGCACAUGCAAGCAGUUUCAACAAGAUAGAGAGUCGGUGUUUAUGUUUUCAAUGGAAUUUAAAGAUUCAUGAGGAUUUUUCUUGCUAUCAACAUGUGAUAAAUUUAUACAUUACACGCCGACUAUUAGCACAGACCAUUAGAUGUUUCGCCAACAAGCGUGGAUUAAGUAUUCUUUGGAAAAUGUGUGAUUACUUUCAGAAACACGCAGGAAUUUUAUGCUUUAUGUGUUCGUAUCCACCAAACCUUCACCAUUAGUGAAUAUAGGACAAUAUCCAAUGUUCCGGAAGAGGGGUAUUCCGAGACUUAUAUGUUUCGUUCCAAGAGAUCGACACUAGUACGCGAGCUCUGGAAACUGCGAAUAACACAAAAUGACUCCGAAAGUCAAAAUGAAAAAGAAGCGAACGAAAGCAAAUCAGUCCUUCAUUCUAUGUUGAAACGCCUCAAGGAGAAAAACUUGGAAAUUUUGCUCCGAAGCAUAGAGUCGAAGGGCAGGGAACAAACUCAAUGUGUGUUGCUUCCCAAUGUGGAAUUAAAAAUGGGGAAACACACGACGGACCCUCAUAUUCUGUGCUGUCAGGUUUGGCGUUGGCCCGACCUGACACUGGACACGACGUUACGGCAAUUGCCGUGUUGUGAAACGGAUAAAGAUCCGCUGUACGUUUGUUGCAAUCCACAUCAUUGGAGUAUACAACAAACUGCAGAAUCUUCAUAUUGUGCUGACAAAGCAAAUUCUCUUACCUCAGGAAUUGAUUGGCCCAGUGAUAUUUCUAUGGAAACAGUUUCCACGGAAACAGGUCUCACACCUUCAUGCAGAAAACAUUUUGACGGUGACAUAUCAGGUAACGAAAACACUUCUUUUUUCUGAGUGGUUUUCCUUUUAGAAGAAUUGUUGCUUGUCCAUUAUGGCUUUCCCUUGAGUAGGUGGAUCCCAGAAUUUUUCUUCUUGCGAGUGGG
Saccostrea cuccullata (small rock oyster) is the source of this 1211-nucleotide messenger RNA. Its product is annotated as mothers against decapentaplegic homolog 6-like. The coding region runs from base 565 to 1122 and encodes 185 amino acids. NCBI's taxonomy places the organism in Eukaryota, Metazoa, Mollusca, Bivalvia, Ostreida, Ostreidae. Gene Ontology annotation, biological process: SMAD protein signal transduction; transforming growth factor beta receptor signaling pathway; cell differentiation. The transcript has 4 exons. Gene Ontology annotation, molecular function: I-SMAD binding; transcription regulator inhibitor activity. The record is from RefSeq and is a predicted model, not a curated record. Gene Ontology annotation, cellular component: heteromeric SMAD protein complex.